AUGUACUAUAUCCUCUACCUGGCGAGCCUCUGCCGCCGCCGCCGCUGGCCAGAACCAACCUACGAAGCUUACACCACAACUGGCGGGUACACAUGCGUGGCGCGGGUCAACAACCGCGAAUACCAAACAGACAGCAUCCACGAAUCCGAGACCCUAGCGCGCGAAAACGCAGCCAUGCGCGCGUACCUGAUCUGCCGCAACUUUUCCGUCAAUGACGGCAUGUACCCGAGUGGCCACAAGCACGGCGGCGCUGUGCAGGGGAUACCCGUUGCCAUUGGCACGGGACGCAAGGCCAGCCGCGAUGAUGAUACUGAUACCUCUGUCAGUAGUGGGGGGAGCUGGAGCGGGGAGAGCAGUCCCGAGCGGAUGAUGAGGUUGGAUGCAGAGGGGCAGGUUGUAGUUCCUGCGAGUGUGGCAGGGAGAGUGCUUGAUUAUGCACGGGAGUAA
This is a messenger RNA of Penicillium atrosanguineum, 447 nucleotides long. RefSeq lists its product as uncharacterized. The record is from RefSeq and is a predicted model, not a curated record. The coding region runs from base 1 to 447 and encodes 148 amino acids. The transcript is spliced from 2 exons. Lineage: Eukaryota; Fungi; Ascomycota; Eurotiomycetes; Eurotiales; Aspergillaceae.